GCCAUGGCUGGCAGCCCAGGCAGCGGGGCCUCUUUGGAGGGGAUAUCCCUGAGCUCCUCUGAGGAAGCGGAACUCCAGAGGGAAGCCAUGCAGCAAGUCUUGGACAACCUAGGAUCUCUCCCCAAUGCCACGGGGGCUGCGGAGCUGGACCUGAUCUUCCUUCGAGGCAUUAUGGAAAGUCCCAUAGUCAGAUCCCUGGCCAAGGCCCAUGAGAGGUUGGAGGAGACAAAGCUGGAAGCCGUGAGGGACAACAACCUGGAGCUGGUUCAGGAGAUCCUGCGGGACCUGGCGCAGCUGGCAGAGCAGAGCAGCACAGCCGCAGAGCUGGCCCGCAUCCUUCAGGAGCCCCACUUCCAGUCCCUCCUGGAGACGCAUGACUCAGUAGCCUCAAAGACCUAUGAGACACCACCUCCCAGCCCUGGCUUGGACCCUACGUUCAGCAACCAGCCGGUCCCUCCUGAUGCCGUGCGUAUGGUGGGCAUCCGCAAGACUGCAGGAGAGCAUCUGGGCGUGACAUUCCGUGUGGAAGGUGGCGAGUUGGUGAUCGCUCGCAUUCUGCACGGGGGCAUGGUGGCCCAACAAGGCCUGCUGCAUGUGGGUGACAUAAUCAAGGAGGUGAAUGGGCAGCCGGUGGGCAGUGACCCCCGCGCACUACAGGAGCUUCUCCGCAGCGCCAGCGGCAGUGUCAUCCUCAAGAUUCUGCCCAGUUACCAGGAGCCCCAUCUACCCCGCCAGGUAUUUGUGAAAUGCCACUUUGACUAUGACCCGGCCCGAGACAGCCUCAUCCCCUGCAAGGAGGCAGGCCUUCGUUUCAAUGCUGGGGAUUUGCUUCAGAUCGUAAACCAGGACGACGCCAACUGGUGGCAGGCAUGCCACGUGGAAGGGGGCAGUGCCGGCCUCAUCCCCAGCCAGCUGCUGGAGGAGAAGCGGAAAGCGUUUGUCAAGCGGGACCUGGAGCUGACACCCACCUCAGGGACCCUGUGCGGCAGCCUUUCAGGAAAGAAAAAGAAGCGAAUGAUGUAUUUGACCACCAAGAAUGCAGAGUUUGACCGCCACGAGCUGCUCAUUUAUGAGGAGGUGGCCCGUAUGCCCCCGUUCCGCCGGAAAACCCUGGUGCUGAUUGGGGCUCAGGGUGUGGGCCGGCGCAGCCUGAAGAACAAGCUCAUCAUGUGGGAUCCAGAUCGCUAUGGUACCACAGUGCCCUACACAUCCCGAAGGCCUAAGGACUCAGAGCGGGAAGGCCAGGGCUACAGUUUUGUGUCCCGCGGGGAAAUGGAAGCCGACAUCCGUGCAGGGCGUUACCUGGAACAUGGAGAGUAUGAGGGCAACCUGUAUGGCACACGAAUCGACUCCAUCCAGGGGGUGGUCGCCACCGGCAAGGUGUGCGUGCUGGAUGUCAACCCCCAGGCAGUGAAGGUGCUGAGGACAGCUGAGUUUGUCCCUUACGUCGUAUUCAUCGAGGCUCCUGACUUUGAGACCCUGCGGGCCAUGAACCGGGCCGCAUUGGAGAGUGGAGUGUCCACCAAGCAGCUCACGGAGGCAGACUUGAGACGGACUGUGGAGGAGAGCAGCCGCAUCCAGAGGGGAUAUGGCCACUACUUUGACCUCAGCUUGGUCAACAGUAACCUGGAAAGGACCUUCCGGGAGCUCCAGGCUGCCAUGGAGAAGCUGCGCACGGAGCCCCAGUGGGUGCCUGUCAGCUGGGUGUACUGAACCUCCACCUGGACCUUGUUCCCCCUGAGCAGUGACCCAGAACCUAAAACCACCCCUUCCCCACCUAUGACCCCCAGCCACGAUCCUCAGCUCCCGUCCUUGGUCUCUGACUUUCCCCAGAUAACAGCUCCCAGCGGGCCCUAAGCCUGGCUUCGGCGCAGAGGCGAGCACUGCCAGGGAGGUGGGUGUUCAUGGGGCACCUCUGUGCCCAGGUGCUGCCCACUCCCAAUGUCCAUUGGCCACCAGAUAUCCCUCUCUAGGGGCCAAGCUGUGCCCAGGAGUGUGUUAGAACAACCUCCAUAUUGCUUAGUCUAGAGAAUAGAAAAGUCGAUUGGAACCAAUUGGCCGUAGGUACAUUGCCCCCUGUCACCCCUGGGCACCUUUGCUCCUCUGGUCUAGUCACACCUCUCCUAUUCUUGGGCUUCUCCCAUUUCUCACCCCUAGUCCUAGGAGCCGGCCUUGGGCUGUUCCCAAGUGGCCAGGGGAGCCACUGGCAGCCAGGCAGGCCUGGGCAGUGGUGCCAGUCGGGGCCAUCGUGGAGGCUGGAGGAGCCAAAAUGUGAGCCAAAAUGUGAGCCAGUGGCCGCAGCUGGGCCACACACUCUCAGCUCCCUUAGAAAAGGGUAGGGUCCCAGGAGGGGAUGCUGCCCUGUCCCCCCCUCAUCCACAGCUUCUCACUGCCGAGGUCUCUCCACAGACUUCUCCAAUGUCCUCCUGGCAGGUCUGCCCUGCUCCCCAAAGUGCAAGGCUGGCAGGGGCCGCAGGCUCAGCCCAGAUUGCAGGGGAGGGGUUGGUGAAGGACUGGACCCCAUGACAAGGAGCCUGCUCUACUCCCCGUGGCCCAAGGCAGGGACACAUUGUGAUCGCUGUCCACGACCUCUUCCCAUUUUGGUCUCUUUCUGGCUGGGCCCAGAUGGCCCACUCGCAUCAGGCUUGCCUGGGUUGCGGGGCUGAGGAGGGGCUGUGAGCACAGGCUUGGCCAAGGAUGGGUGGCUCUAGCAGCUCCCCAGGAGUGCCAUUCCCACUCUGCUCUGUGCAGCCUGUCAUUCCACAUGCUGCGGUGCCUGCUCUGUGUCUCUGGCCCUGUUGUGUAUGAGUGUGAGACUUGGUUUGGGGGAAGGGGAGGCAAAGGGUUCUUUUCUUGGGGGGCGGGAGAGGUUACUCUUUGGGGUCUCUUAAUGGGGGUUUCCCCAUCAGCUCUCAUUUCUUAUGAGGCCCUUGUUCUAGACUCCAGAGCCUUGGCCCUUCCCAGAUGUCUUCCUCCACUUUCCUAUUGUCCCCCUAUCCUAAAUGCCACCCUCUAGUCCUUAGGGAGGGCAGUUUUGUAAAAUAGAAUUCCUUUUAUGGAAAGACUCCUGUCCUAGAUGUCCACAGGCAUCUCAUCCGUCAUUCUUCCCUUCAUUCCUCCCUGAGGUGAGCCUGUCCUCACAGGGGACACCCCAGGAGCCCCCUGCACCAGCCUCCCGAUUCUUCUGAGUGUCUAGUCAGUCUUUACUGCAGUGUCAGCCAAAGCUGGCCCUGAACCACUGUGUGCCCAUUUCCUAGGGAAGGGGAGGGAGAAUAAACAGAAUAUUUAUUACAAAUGUUAGAAAUAUAUUUAUUAUAUUAGGAAUCUCAUUUGCAUUUGCAUAGAUACACAAAUGAGAUGUCAAGGUUAAGGCUCUGGAAUCUCAUUUGCAUAGCUCUGCACACACUAUGCAGUCAUCUUUGUACUCUUUCCCCCUUUAGUCGUGUCCUUUUCAUCCUUGACUCAGCCUCCCUUGCAACACCCUCACCCUCUUCCUAAGGUGACUGGGAGUGGGAGGACAAUGGGGUAUUUUUCCUGAGGACUUGAGGCCCUGGAGUUAUUUGCCAGUUCCCACCUCCCCUGGGGGGUCUGGAGGUGGAGGCAAGGAAGGAUGUGCUUGGCAGCUGCCCCCUCACUGAAAGACCAUGCCAGAGAGCUGGCCCCUGGCCCCUGGCCCCUUCCUGUGUGUCUCCUGUGCAUGCUCAAGAGGCAGGGCUGGGUCCCUCCUCUGAAGCCUCCUACCACCCUUGAUGAGCGCCCUGCUCCAUGACUCUUUGGGACACCCAGCAGGUGGGAGCAGAGGCUGGGAGAUCCUUGGUUCACCUGGCACAAGGCCAGGGUUGGGUUGGAACAGGUGUACAUGUCCCCCAAUUUAGCUCUGUGACUCUGUCCUGCCUCCUCCCAUGUGGACUCUUGUGUUUGGGGAAGCUGAAGAGAAUAUAGACCCUGCCCCCCAUGGUCCACACAUCGUCCCAGCCCAGUUACCCUUCCUCUGUCCCCUCCCUCAACCAUCCAAUUCUCAAAUUUUUCUCUCUGUUUUUCUUUCUUUUUUUCUUUGAUUAAAUGUGAAAGCAAAUGCU
Messenger RNA from Ictidomys tridecemlineatus (thirteen-lined ground squirrel), 4079 nucleotides. It is a transcript of the gene Mpp2, whose product is annotated as MAGUK p55 scaffold protein 2. Gene Ontology annotation, molecular function: protein binding. The record is from RefSeq and is a predicted model, not a curated record. Lineage: Eukaryota; Metazoa; Chordata; Mammalia; Rodentia; Sciuridae.